Bombyx mori (domestic silkworm) is the source of this 2283-nucleotide messenger RNA. Its product is annotated as 17-beta-hydroxysteroid dehydrogenase 13. The coding region runs from base 66 to 1082 and encodes 338 amino acids. Gene Ontology annotation, molecular function: oxidoreductase activity, acting on the CH-OH group of donors, NAD or NADP as acceptor. Lineage: Eukaryota; Metazoa; Arthropoda; Insecta; Lepidoptera; Bombycidae. The record is from RefSeq and is a predicted model, not a curated record. The transcript has 6 exons. Gene Ontology annotation, cellular component: lipid droplet.
CAAACGGUGUCUUUAAAAUGACGUUAGAAUGUCAAGCUUAUGAUAAUUUAUAGGAAUUUACACUUAUGUAUAGGAGAAAUAUAUUGGUGCGUUUUGUAGCUAAUCUGGCCAAAAAGUUCAGGGCUUGGCAGGAGGUGUGGAUAUUGCCGUGGUGGGGUAGUGGGGGGCUCGCUUCGGCACCUUUGUGGGCGCUGGACACUCUUGUUUUAUUGGUUAAGCUGUUUUCGAGUUGUACUGUGGCCGCUUUCAGAGUGCUAGUACCGCCGGCUUUGAGUAACUUACACGGAGAGACUGUACUCAUUACAGGAGCCGGCCACGGCAUCGGUCGAGAGCUCGCAAUACAAUUGGCUGAGCUCGGAGCGACUGUUAUCUGCUGGGACAAAGACCAGAGACGCAACAACGCCGUCGUGAAUGAGAUAAGAAAGAAAGAUGGAGAAUGCUAUGGAUUCACAAUAGACGUAACGGCUCAAGAUCAAGUUGCUUCCCUGGCGUCACGUAUGAGGCGACAACUGAGCGAUGUCACUAUGGUGAUAAGUAAUGCAGGGCUCCUAACGUGUGCUCCGAUCACACACUUAAGACCCGAAGGCGUGAUGAAAAUCAUCGAAGUCAAUUUGCUGGCUCAUUUCUGGGUUAUUCAAGCUUUUCUGCCGAGUAUGGUCGACAGGCGAUAUGGACAUAUCGUAGCCAUUAACUCGAGCGCUGGUUUAAUGCCGUGCGCUGAUAUGAUACCGUAUUGUGCUGCGAAAUUCGGUUUAAGAGGUCUAAUGGAUUCCAUCACCGAAGAACUUCGCCUGGACACUUGGACUAAGAACAUAAAAACCACAUCGGUGUAUUUAGCUACGGUGUCCACUGGACUGUAUCCACCACCUUCGCAUCGAUUCGUCUCUUGGUAUUCAGAGAUAACGGCGAAAGAAGCUGCCAGUGUUAUUAUUGAAGGUAUUCGAAAGAAUCAGAAGUGCAUCAGCGUACCACCCUUAAUGAAAACCAUGAUAGACAUACACAACCUUAUGCCGUACAGGCUAAGGAUAGUUUUUGCGGAUUUUUUCAAUUUUGGACAUAGAGGGUGGUUUUGUUUUUGCUAAGUCUUAUGACUUGACAAUGAAGAUCAGGUUUAACUUGACGUUACUGAAGGUAACGGGUAACAGCGGCUUGAGAUCAGCAAGGCGACCGGUCAAGCUAACUAAGUGAAUCUUGCAAUAUUUUUUGCACGAUAUACAGUGGAACUGUCCAGACGUGCAGACCUGUUCAAGCAAUUGAACAGUCCACAACCUACUGAUUCGGUGUGCUUGAGAUUAGUUAUGCAAAAAUGCCAUAUUUAAUAACAAAGCACUAGAAUUCGGUGUAUCUAAACUUUGUAGAAAAUUAAUAAAAACAGAAAAGUGAUGACUAAAGAAGAUUAAAGGAACACAAACCAGAGAAUUAUUAAUCAUUUUCUGUGUGUUUGUUUGUUCGCGUGGAUCCAAGCUCCAAUUCCUUCGUUAUUUAGAGCAACAUUUAGGAUCUGUUUUCAUAAAUGAUUCAUUAAAUCGGAUGUCGUUGCAACAUGCAUGGUUUUAUCAUUUAGAAUUCUUUGGAAUUUACUUUUAUUCUGUUAAAUGUUGAAAGCUAUAGGUAUAGCAAAUGAUAUUAUUAACACGAAAGUAACUAAUUUUUGAUACGUUUUCAUGCAAACACCACUAAACCGAAAAACCCAGGUUAUUUUUCGUCCCACUCAUUAGCACGUCGUCGUGUCUCAGCCAGCUUCUUUUUUCUACCUAUGCUGAUAGCCUUGAGAGGCUGUUUCAGCUUCACCCUAACGUGUGUAGGUGAGCUCACGGGGCUCAAACCGAAGUGUUGCUAACACUGACCCUAGCAAGAGCAGUGCUUCGCAGAAUCUACCGCCGGAUCGGAAACGCGACCCGCUGAGAAGAUCCGGCGAGAAACUCAGUGGGCUGACUCAGCCAGCGCACUCGUGACGGUGGUAUUGUGGUUCCGUCGUUUUUCCAUUGCCGUUCAUUACCUACGUAAUGACGUUUGAAGGGGAUUAUGAACGCUCACAGUCCUGUCAGCAAUGUAUAACAUUGUUAAAAGAAAGUAAUCUAAAACAAUUUCGGCCAAGUAUAGUCAAUCAUAAAAAAGACUAAUAACAUUAAAUCUCUUACACAUCUAAAUGAUUUUGUUACGUCGUUAAUGUUUUUUAAUGUGUUUUUAGCUUUAACUAUGUAGAUUGUCAGUCAAUCAAUUUGUAAAGUACGUAUAAUUUAGAUAAUGAAUUUAUUCAAUAAACACUUUAUUUAAUUAACA